CACCUGUCAUGCAGCCUUCCGAUCCGACUCCGGUCCGAUAUUGCUUAAAGAAUCUGAUCGGUGCGGGAUCGGAAAGGGGUGAGCACACAUGUCAUGCCCACUUCCUGCUCUUUUCAGAUUUGACACUCAGUCUACUCAAAAUCGCCAGUUGAAACGGUUGCGAAUAUAUUGCGCGAAUGUUGAAACAUUUUAGCAAUCGUGAUUUAGCUAUUGUGGCUAUCUGUUUAGAUGAAGAAGAUCGACUUAAUGCGAAGUCUUCGAUGAAGAGUAGUGGAAAACGUAAAUAUUGGGUUCAUGAUGCGUGGAAAACACGAGACAAAGAAGGAGAGUUUGCCACACUUUUACCUCACCUGUUGGACGACGAAACAAAAUUUUAUCAUUAUUUUAGAAUGCCGAUGGAUACAUUCAAUCGGUUGGAACUUCAACUCCAAGAAAGAUUAGCCAUGCAAGACACGUAUUUUAGAAAAACUAUCACUCCUAGACACCGUUUGGCUACAUUUUUAAGGUUUCUUGCUACUGGAGAUUCUUUCAAGACCAUCUCAUUCACUUACAGAAUGGGAAGAAGUACAGUUGGUUCCAUUGUUCAUCGUACAAGCAGAGUUGUAAUUGAAGUACUUUUAAACGAAGUAAUGCCAGCUCCGACAGAGGACAGGUGGAAUGAAAUAGCAAUCGAAUUUUGGGAAAGGUGGCAGUUUCCCAAUUGCAUUGGUGCUUUGGAUGGAAAACAUGUGACAAUACAAGCUCCAAAAGCAUCAGGAAGCCUCUAUUGGAACUACAAGAAAACAUACUCCAUUGUUCUUUUAGCGCUAGUUGAUGCUCGUUACAAUUUUAUUUUUGUAGACGUGGGAAGCUACGGAAGAAACUCUGAUGGUGGUGUUUUGGCGAAUUCCAAUUUAGGUAGAAAACUAUCUCGAAACCAACUUAACAUCCCAGACAAAAAAGGCCUCCCAGGAACAAACAUGGAACUUCCCAUGGUUAUAAGUGCCGAUGAAGCUUUCCCCCUCACAAAAAAUAUCAUGAGGCCAUUUCCUGGAAAGAACUUGUCUAACGAGCAAAGAAUUUUCAACUACAGAUUGAGCAGAGCUCGAAGAAUGUCAGAAAAUGUCUUUGGCAUUAUGGUGCAAAAAUUUCGAAUGUUCAUGAGGCCUCUCCAAGGAAAUCCUGACAACAUAACAAGGGUAGUUCUUGCAGCAUGUAUCAUACAUAACUUCAUUAGAAUUAACGAAGACUACAAAGUGCCAGAAGUAAGUGACAAUACUGACACAACUCCAGUGGAGAAAUCUCGUCUUCAGGAUUUUCCUCGUCGCCGAGGAGGGGAAAAUCGUGAAGCAUUCAAUGUAAGAGAGCAGUUUAAGCAAUUCUUCAACUCUGAAGAGGGUAGUGUGGAGUGGCAAGAACGCCGGGCUUUAAUAGGUUAA
Messenger RNA from Leptidea sinapis, 1418 nucleotides. RefSeq lists its product as uncharacterized. The coding region runs from base 177 to 1418 and encodes 413 amino acids. The transcript has 2 exons. The record is from RefSeq and is a predicted model, not a curated record. NCBI's taxonomy places the organism in Eukaryota, Metazoa, Arthropoda, Insecta, Lepidoptera, Pieridae.